Molecule: messenger RNA, 4007 nt
Organism: Medicago truncatula (barrel medic)
Lineage: Eukaryota; Viridiplantae; Streptophyta; Magnoliopsida; Fabales; Fabaceae
Product: disease resistance protein RUN1
Exons: 4
Coding region: 1-2103 (700 amino acids)
Biological process (GO): defense response; signal transduction
Molecular function (GO): ADP binding
Source: RefSeq, a predicted model, not a curated record
AUGGAGAUCAAGAAAGGGGUCUACACGCCUUAUGAAAAUGUGCUUUUAUGUAUAAGGGUGCUCCCACAUUCUAAGAACAAUAACACAUACAUGUCUAUGGCUUCUUCUUCUUCCUCUUCCUCUCAAGCUGCUACUGUACCUCGGGAAAAAUAUGAUGUUUUCAUCAGCUUUAGAGGCGACGACACUCGCGCUGGAUUCACAAGCCAUCUUUACGCUGCUUUGUGCCGAAACUAUAUCCAUACCUACAUAGACAAAAAGAUCGAGAAAGGAGAUGAAGUUUGGGCAGAACUUGUGAAAGCAAUCAAACAAUCCACUCUGUAUCUUGUGGUGUUCUCGGAGAACUACGCGUCAUCAACAUGGUGUUUGAACGAACUCGUUCAAAUAAUGGAGUGUAAUAACAAAAAUGAAGAUGACAAUGUUGUUGUUAUUCCUGUGUUCUACCAUGUUGACCCUUCACAAGUGCGGAAACAGACCGGAAGUUAUGGCACUGCUCUGGCUAAACACAAGGAGCAAGGCAACGACCAUGAGAUGCAAAAAUGGAAUACUGCUCUUUUUCAAGCUGCUAAUUUGUCUGGUUUUCAUUUAGCCAAAAACAGGACUCAAACUGAAUCCAACUUAAUUGAAGACAUUACCAGAGCUGUAAUAAGAAAAUUAAAUCAACAAAGCACAAUUGAUCUUACUUGUAAUUUCAUACCUGAUGAAAACUAUUGGAGCGUUCAAUCUUUAAUAAAAUUUGACUCAACAGAAGUUCAAAUCAUUGGACUUUGGGGUAUGGGAGGCAUAGGUAAGACAACCCUUGCCACUGCUAUGUUUCAAAGGGUCUCUUUCAAAUAUGAUGGCAGUUGCUUCUUUGAGAAGGUGACAGAAGUAUCAAAAAGUCAUGGAAUCAAUUACACAUGCAACAAACUUCUUUGUAAGUUACUAAAAGAAGAUCUUGAUAUUGACACUCCCAAACUAAUAUCAUCCAUGAUCAGAAGAAGACUCAAAAGCAUGAAAUCUUUCAUUGUACUAGAUGAUGUACAUAAUUCAGAACUUCUGCAAAACUUGAUUGGAGUAGGACAUGGUUGGCUAGGAUCUGGUAGUACAGUCAUUGUGACUACUAGGGAUAAACAUGUGCUGAUAAGUGGAGGAAUUAAGACAAUAUAUGAAGUUAAGAAGAUGAACUCCCGAAAUUCCCUCAGAAUUUUUAGCUUGAAUGCUUUUGACAAAGUCUCACCUAAGGAUGGAUAUGUGGAGCUCUCAAAAAGAGCAAUUGAUUAUGCCAGAGGAAACCCUUUAGCUUUGAAAGUAUUGGGAUCAUUACUUCGUUGUAAAAGUGAAAAAGAAUGGGAUUGUGCAUUAGAUAAACUGAAAAAAAUGCCAAACAACGAAAUUGAUUCUAUAUUUAGAAUGAGUUUUAAUGAAUUGGAUAAAACAGAGCAAAAUAUAUUUUUGGAUAUUGCAUGCUUUUUCAAAGGACAGGAAAGGAAUAGCAUAACAAAAAUAUUGAAUGAGUGUGGAUUCUUCGCUGAUAUAGGGAUAAGUCAUCUUUUAGACAAGGCUCUUGUAAGGGUUGACUCUGAAAAUUGCAUACAAAUGCAUGGCUUGAUACAGGAAAUGGGAAAACAAAUUGUUCGUGAAGAAUCACUUAAGAAUCCCGGACAACGCAGUAGAUUAUGUGAUCCUGAGGAAGUUUAUGAUGUAUUGAAAAAUAAUAGAGGAUCUGAGAAAGUUGAAGUCAUAUUUUUAGAUGCUACUAAAUACACACAUUUAAUUUUAAGAUCCGAUGCAUUUGAAAAGAUGGAAAAUCUAAGGUUACUUGCUGUUCAAGACCACAAAGGAGUUAAAUCUAUAAGCCUUCCAGACGGUCUUGGUUUAUUGCCAGAAAAUCUGAGAUAUAUUCUAUGGGAUGGCUAUCCAUUGAAAACUGUCCCUCUAACCUCCUCUCUUGAAAUGCUUGUGGAGCUUUCCUUGAAACAAAGCCAUGUGGAAAAACUUUGGAAUGGAGUAGUGAAUUUGCCCAAUUUAGAGAUAAUUGACCUCAGUGGCUCCAAAAAGAUGAUAGAGUGUCCAAACGUGUCUGGUUCUCCGAAUCUAAAAGAUGUAAUACUUAAGAGAUUGUGAAAGCAUGCUUGAAGUUGAUUCAUCAAUUUUCCAUCUCCAAAAGCUUGAAAGAUUAAUCAUGAAUAGAUGUAAGUCACUUAAGAGCCUUUCCAGUAACACUUGUUCACCAGCCCUCAAUUUUUUGAAUGUUAUGGAUUGCAUCAAUCUUAAAGAGUUCUCAAUCCCAUUUUCUUCCGUUGAUUUGAGUUUGUAUUUUACAGAGUGGGAUGGGAAUGAACUUCCAUCAUCUAUAUUGCAUACACAAAAUCUUAAAGGCUUUGGCUUUCCUAUUAGUGAUUGUCUUGUUGAUCUUCCUGUAAACUUUUGCAAUGAUAUUUGGCUUUCAAGUCCACUGAACAGUGAACAUGACUCUUUCAUAACCUUAGAUAAAGUACUUUCUAGUCCUGCCUUCGUCAGUGUAAAAAUCUUAACCUUUUGUAAUAUUAAUAUCUUGAGUGAAAUCCCAAACAGUAUCUCCUUACUAUCAUCAUUAGAGACUUUAAGACUGAUUAAGAUGCCCAUUAUAAGCUUGCCUGAAACCAUCAAGUAUCUUCCCCGACUCAUACGGGUUAAUGUUUACUAUUGUGAAUUGCUUCAAUCUAUUCCGGCACUUCAACGCUUCAUUCCAAAAUUGCUUUUCUGGGAUUGUGAAUCUCUUGAGGAAGUGUUCAGUUCAACGAGUGAACCAUAUGACAAACCUACUCCUGUAUCAACUGUGCUCCUUAACUGCGUAGAAUUGGAUCCACAUUCAUACCAAACAGUUUUGAAAGAUUCUAUGGGUGGGAUUGAACUUGGAGCAAGAAAAAAUUCAGAAAAUGAAGAUGCACACGAUCAUAUUAUUUUGAUACCUGCUAUGCCUGGCAUGGAAAAUUGGUUCCAUUACCCUUCUACUGAAGUUUCUGUGACUCUUGAGCUUCCUUCUAAUUUGUUGGGUUUUGCCUACUACGUUGUUCUUUCUCAAGGCCAUAUGGGUUUUGAUGUAGGAUUUGGAUGUGAGUGCAACUUGGAAAAUAGUUCAGGUGAAAGAAUAUGUAUAACAAGUUUCAAAAGGCUCAACAUCAAAAAAUGUGACUGGACUGAUACUUCAAUCGACAUGAUGUCAGAUCAUUUGCUCGUAUGGUAUGAUCCUAGAAGUUGCAAGCAGAUAAUGGAUGCAGUUGAACAAACAAAAGCCAUUAGUGAUGGGAACAGCACGAGUUACACUCCAAAGCUUACAUUUACAUUCUUUAUUGAUGAAACUCUAUAUGAUGAAGUAGAGAUAAAAGAGUGUGGGUUUCGCUGGAUAUAUCAAGAAGAAACAGUUUCUUCAACAAUUUCUGAAUCCAAUGAUGAAGAAGAAACCUUGUCUUCAUCGGAUUUUCAAUCCAAUGAGCAAGAAGAAAUAGUUCCUGCAACAAGUUUUGAAUCAGAUGAUCUCGAAGAAACAAUUCCUCCAAGAAAGAAAUUAAAGAUAGACAUCGUUGGAACUCCACCGUCAAACCCAGAAUAUUAGAUGAAACACAUGAUUUGAGGUAGAUAUAGUCUUCCUAUCGCUCAUUAUACUGAUAACUUGGGGAAUAAAUUUAGUUUACGGGCUCUGUUCCAUUAUAUUUUACUGCAAAAUAAUUAUGUUUAUGAGCAGGUAUUCACUUGAAGAGCUCCUGCACCACAUGAACACCACUUGGUUUGGUUCCACAGAAGAUGAAAGCAACAACUGAAGAGGAGAGAAAAACUGUUGAAUGAAUCGACCAAAUAAGAUCUCAAUAUAGCAUGUUUGAAUUCUGAAAUCACAGGAAACUAAUUUUCAGACUAAUAAGUUGUUUGUGUAUUUGCUUUUACUUAUAGCACCGUCAUUCACAAAUUAAUUCUGUCACAAUUUCUAAAGAACGAGUCUAUUAUAGGAUAUUACACACAUUUAUUAUGGUUUUAGAACUUUUCUCAUCUAA